UGCAAAUUUCAGCAUUUACGACCAAGCUCGUCAUGCACAGAAUUUUGGUUGGACAACAAACUAAACUCAUCAGCUACAGAAAAGACAGAACAACCUGCAAUGUCUACUGAAGAUAUUUCCAAUUCUUCAGACAACCACGUGAAUCACAAUUCACACGAACGGCACCAAUCUGUUUUAAUAGCAUUGUACUCUAUCGUGUUUGUGGGUGGAGUUAUUGGAGCCAGUAUUAUGUUAUGUCGAAUUCUGAAGAAUGACAAGAAUUCUAAGUCAUUUAUCAUUAUCAAUCUCUUAUUAGCACAUGUGAUUUUUCUUAUAACUGUGCCAUUUCGUAUUUCUUACUAUGCAAUUAAAGAAUGGAGGUUUGGGUUAGUUUUCUGUAAGUUAGUCAGUGCUAUUAUGCACAUUCAUAUGUACUUAACUUUUGCAUUUUAUGUGAUCAUCAUUAUCACAAGACUUCUUAAUGUCUUUCAAAAGAGGGAGAAACGAGAGGCUUACAAACCAUGGAAAGUAUUAGUGUUCAGUGUAGUUUUAUGGUUUGUGGUGACUGUAAUUAUUCUUCCAGUAUUUCUACUGAGAUAUGGUGGUAGUCUGGAAUAUGAUGAAAAUCAUUGUUUUCACUUUGAAAUUUCAUCAGAAACUGUCAAGCGAAUCAAUUACAUUUUAAUUUGCAUAACAAUAUGGACAAUUACCAUUUUGCUCAUCUGGCAGACAGGUAUAAUGUUAAAUCUGGCUUUCAAGCAUGGCUCACAGACAUGUGCGCAUCAAAUCUUUCGUGCCCAACUAAAGACAUUAACAUUUAUACUGAUAAUGUUUGUGUUUUUUGUUCCUUAUCUUGGAUUCAGAGCAUAUUACAUCAAAGAAUCUAAGAAUUGUUCAUCAAUUAUGUAUACACUUAAUGAAGCAGGUUUAUCCAUUACAGGAAUGAGUUGUUUUGAUUUGUUAAUUUUUUGGAUAUGGUAUUCCAUUUAAAACUUUACCAAGCAGUGAGGCACUAGUCCAUGAAGACUGUAAACUGUAUGUAUUUAUUUGAUCAGUUUUGUUUAGGGCAAGUUGAACAUCCCAUACUUUGAAAUAUCAAAUCAAAUAGGACAUAGUUGGAUUAUAACAAUAAAUUGCUACUUGAGGUAUAAAUUUGGUAUCAAAGACAAUUGAGAAUUAAAUAAUCAUAAAAGCAAGUUCAUGACUCCAAUUCCCUGGAGCAUCGCUUUUGUGAAAGGUUAGCCAGGUUUUGUUUCACUCACUUAACUGUUAUCAAUGUGAUUUUUAAUGUUUCCUG
Messenger RNA from Chiloscyllium plagiosum (whitespotted bambooshark), 1276 nucleotides. The record is from RefSeq and is a predicted model, not a curated record. NCBI's taxonomy places the organism in Eukaryota, Metazoa, Chordata, Chondrichthyes, Orectolobiformes, Hemiscylliidae.